UUGGCAGAUGAAGAAGAAGAGGAGGAGAAUGAGGACGGAGCAGAAGAAGAAGAAGAAGAAGAAGAAGAAGAAGAAGAAGAAGAGGGUGAAGAGGGUGAGAGAAGAGGUGAAAAUAUCAAAAAAAAUGAAGAAGACUUGAAGGAAGUAGAACACAUCGAGGAAAUAUGCCUGGUAGAUGAGAGAGAAAGUGGGGAAAAGAGGAGGAAAAGAGGUCGUGAUGGAGGUGUGCAAGAACAAAUCGACGAUAGCAAAGAGGGUGCAAUUGAAUUGGAAGCAAACGGACACUUGGAGAUUGGAUUUGGACGCCAGCUUCACGUGAAUAGCUUGAAGUUCCGCCAAGACGAGGAUAAGCUCGGACCGGAAAGGAUUAGAGCCCACGUAGGCUUGAUCCCAACGAUCAAGGAGGGUACAGCAGUUGGCAACAUCAAAUCGUGUCAACUGCGACCUUCGGAUCGAGUCUCGACUUCCCCGCCGGCCAGGAAUGUCGAGUCCGCCGUCUCUGUCCUCCUCAACAAGCCGCCCGUUCAGCCGAUCGCACAGACAGCGUCAAUGUCGCUGGUCUACGGAGUCUAUUCGUCGAGGUGCGGUGACGACGUCGUCAGAAGCAAUCGUGGCCCGACGAUUUCGCCCACCUUCACCGUCGGAUUGAACAAAGCCUCGGCCGACGGACCGGUACGACGGAACUCGGACUCGGUCAACUGUCCGACCAGCUCACGCCAGUCCGUAGCGGCCGGUGUCGGCUUCAACGAGACUCGCACCACCGACGAGCCUAACGCCGCCUCGGCCGGUGUCGUCAGGAGCAGUGCAACAGAUCUGCUGUAUGGUCAGUGUGAAGCGGCGAGGAUUCGACAAAUUGUGAGCACAAAAACGAUGAAUACAAAAAGACGUCGACAUGAUGCUGAAACGUCGGAGAACUGUCCAACACCUCAGCCCCAGUCCUCGGCUUCACCGCCGCGACCUCCUCCUCCUCCUCCAGAGUUGGCAUGGCAACUCGCCGUGGCCGCCGGAUUAGUUGCCUCCAGCCCCAACGUCAGUCUUGCCGCUCCCUUAGCCGGCCAGUCGACGUUUGGUCAUCUCUCCUCGGCCGAUCAUUUUCACUCUGCCCAUCUUCACCGGCCCAGAUUGCCGCCGCCCCAACAACCACCUAAAGCCUCGACUCCGGAGCCUCAGACAGGCCCGGCAACAAGACCGAGCCAUCUUAGCGCACCAGAAUACAUGGGGCCAAGCGAUGCUGGCUUGAGUGGUCGGUGCAUUAGCAAUUGCAAAAUGAUCGGAAACCAACUGGAGUCCGGCAGCGAAGGUCAAAAGCUGACCGACAGAAUGCAGUCACCGCCGACUAGCUCAACCGGCAGCCAGCUUUAUCCAAAGGGUCUUCCAUUCUCCCUGGGCUCCAUGGUGAAUUAG
Protopolystoma xenopodis is the source of this 1404-nucleotide messenger RNA. NCBI's taxonomy places the organism in Eukaryota, Metazoa, Platyhelminthes, Monogenea, Polystomatidea, Polystomatidae. The record is from the annotation of a GenBank genome assembly.